CUCAAAUAGAAGUUUGUACUUCUUUGAAGAAAGUCUUGAGCUGGUUGUAAAAGGCCUGGUAUUAGAAUAUGACAGUAACCUGAAAUUUAUGAACUUAAUUGAUAUGUCAAGUAACAAUUUAUCUGGAACAAUUCCUGUCCAAAUGUUUAGCCUCUUCGGAUUGAGUUCCCUGAACUUGUCGCACAAUAAAUUAACAGGAAAAAUACCUAACGAAAUUGGCAACAUGAAAAAUUUGGAAUCCCUUGAUUUUUCUGUGAAUCAGUUUUCGGGUGAAAUUCCCCAGGCCCUGUCCAAAUUGUCCUUUCUCAGUUAUUUAAACCUGUCAUUCAACAAUCUCACAGGCAAUAUACCAUCAGGCACACAACUUCAGGGAUUUGGUGAACUCAGCUACACAGGCAAUUCUGAUCUUUGUGGACCUCCACUUACAAAAGUAUGCUUCAAGUUGUCAGAUGAUAAAUUUAAAGACAGAAAGCCAAUAAAUGAAGAUGGAGAUGAAUCUGAAUUUUUUCCAUGGUUUCAUAUUGGACUAAAAUCUGGAUUUGUGGCAGGCUUUUUGGGAGUUUUCUGUGUCAUUCUCUUAAAUAAAAAAUGGAGAGAAACUUACGUCAAGUCUCUUAAUGACUUAAGAGACCGACUUUGUGUCAUGGUUGUCAACAAUAUAAACUCCUUCCGCUAA
Molecule: messenger RNA, 676 nt
Organism: Vigna angularis (adzuki bean)
Lineage: Eukaryota; Viridiplantae; Streptophyta; Magnoliopsida; Fabales; Fabaceae
Product: receptor-like protein EIX2
Exons: 1
Coding region: 89-676 (195 amino acids)
Molecular function (GO): protein binding
Source: RefSeq, a predicted model, not a curated record